Molecule: messenger RNA, 3176 nt
Organism: Erythranthe guttata (spotted monkey flower)
Lineage: Eukaryota; Viridiplantae; Streptophyta; Magnoliopsida; Lamiales; Phrymaceae
Product: 26S proteasome non-ATPase regulatory subunit 2 homolog A-like
Biological process (GO): regulation of protein catabolic process; proteasome-mediated ubiquitin-dependent protein catabolic process
Cellular component (GO): proteasome complex; nucleus; proteasome regulatory particle, base subcomplex
Molecular function (GO): enzyme regulator activity
Source: RefSeq, a predicted model, not a curated record
AGGAAAUCUAUUCUAUUUAUUUCUGCCCUUCUUCUUCCAUAAAUCGAGCCUCUAAGUAUUUGCAUCCAUCCCUACACAAGUUUUGAUUUUGCCCUGUUCACCUCCAGGAAUCCGCGAUUUGAAUUUUGCUUUUGAAAUUGUUUGAAUCGGCUGUCCGAUUGAUUACCAGUUCUAGGGUUUUAGCUUCCAAUUUGUUUACACAUGGCACCGGCGGAACCCAACAGCAGCGGCGGCGCCGCCGCUACUAAAGACCCAGCGCCGGUGAAGGUUCCUUCCAAGGACCCUAAAAAGAAGGACGAUAAGAAGGAUGAAGAUCUCUCAGAGGAGGAUUUGGCAUUGAAGCAGCAGUUGGAGUUGUACGUUGAGAGGGUACAAGACCCAGAUCCUGGACUGCAGAAAGUUGCCCUAGAAAGCAUGAGGCAAGAAAUUCGUAUGGCAACCAGCUCUAUGACCUCGGUUCCGAAGCCACUGAAGUUCUUGCGUCCUCAUUAUGGAACUCUACAAGCACAUUACGAGAACAUGGUUGAUUCCGAUUUAAAGAAACUGCUUGCAGAUAUUCUUUCUGUUUUGGCCUUGACGAUGUCCCCUGAAGGAGAAAGGGAGAGCUUGAAAUACAGAUUACUUGGUUCAGAUGGUGAUAUUGGCUCUUGGGGUCAUGAAUAUGUCAGGAACUUGGCUGGGGAAAUUUCUCAAGAGUAUGCAAAACGACAGAGUGAAGAAGGCCCAAUUGAUGAUCUGAUGGACCUGGUGGUGCAAAUUGUUGCAUUUCAUAUGAAGCAUAAUGCUGAGCCGGAGGCGGUAGAUCUUCUUAUGGAGGUUGAAGACCUUGAUCUGUUGGUGGAGCAUGUGGAUAGUACAAAUUAUAAAAGGACAUGUUUAUAUCUUACAAGUUCAGCAAAAUACCUUCCUGGACCAGAUGACAUGUUAGUUCUGGACAUUGCACAUUCAAUCUAUAUGAAAUUCAAUGAAUAUCCAAGAGCACUGCAGAUUGCAUUGUAUCUUGAUAAUUUUCAGUAUGUGAAAGAACUUUUCAAGAUAUGUAAGGAUCGUCAAAAGAGGCAGCAAUUUUGCUUUAUCCUGGCUCGCCACGGAGUUCCUUUCGAACUUGAUGACGAAACAUUUCCGGAAGAUGAAGAAAGGGAGGCUUUUCAAGAUAUCAUCAACAAUAAUAAGUUGAACGAAGGCUACCUUACACUUGCUCGUGAUAUUGAAGUUAUGGAGCCCAAAUCUCCUGAGGAUAUAUACAAGGCACAUUUACUUGAUGGCCGUGGUAGUGGUGGAAGUGCUGUUGAUUCUGCCAGGCAGAACUUGGCAGCGACAUUUGUGAACGCGUUUGUAAAUGCUGGUUUUGGUCAGGAUAAGCUGAUGACAGUUCCAUCUGAAGUAUCUAGUGGUGGUUCUUCUUCGAGCUGGCUCUUUAAAAACAAGGAACAUGGCAAGGCCAGUGCCGCAGCAAGUCUGGGCAUGAUUCUGCUGUGGGAUGUUGAUUCUGGACUUGCUCAACUUGACAAAUAUUUCCAUAGCACAGACACCCAUGUCGUUGCUGGCGCAUUACUAGGAGUCGGGAUUGUAAACUGCAAUGUCCAGAAUGAGUGUGAUCCUGCAUUGGCUCUUUUGGCAGAAUAUGUGGAUAAAGACGAUUCUGCAAUUAAAAUAGGUGCAAUAAUGGGCUUAGGUCUUGCAUAUGCGGGUGCUCAGAAUGAACAUGUUCGGGUUUUAUUAAUGCAAAUUCUUGGAGAUGGAAAGUCAUCCUUAGAUGUAAUUGCAUUUACUGCAAUCUCUCUAGGCUUGGUAUUUGUGGGUUCUUGUAAUGAAGAUAUAGCUCAGGCAAUCAUAAUUGCAUUGAUGGAUCGAAGUGAGGCAGAACUGGGAGACCCCUUAGCUCGUUUCUUGCCUUUAGGUCUUGGUCUGCUUUACCUUGGGAAGCAGGAUAGUGUAGAAGCUACAGCCGAAGUUUCAAAGACAUUUAACGAAAAAAUUAGAAAACACUGUGACAUGACCCUCCUAGCUUGUGCAUAUGCCGGGACAGGAAAUGUUCUAAAGGUUCAACACUUCCUCGGUCAGUGUGCACAGCAUCUUGAUAAGGGUGAAGCAUAUCAAGGACAAGCUGUUCUUGGAAUUGCUAUGGUAGCAAUGGCAGAGGAUUUGGGUCUUGAGAUGGCUAUUCGUUCGUUGGAGCAUCUUUUGCAGUAUGGAGAGCAGAACAUUAGAAGGGCUGUGCCUUUGGCUCUUGGUCUACUUUGCAUAUCAAACCCAAAGGUCAAUGUCAUGGACACGUUAAGCAGGCUCAGCCACGAUGCAGACUCCGAAGUUGCAAUGGCUGCCAUCAUUUCGUUGGGUUUGAUAGGUUCUGGAACCAACAACGCCAGAAUAGCUGGAAUGCUUCGCAACCUGUCAAGCUAUUAUUACAAAGAUGCCAGCCUUCUUUUUUGUGUGCGAAUUGCUCAAGGUCUUGUCCAUCUCGGCAAAGGAUUAUUGACACUUUCUCCAUACCAUUCUGAACGCUCUCUUUUGUCCCCGACUGCCCUUGCUGGGCUUGGGGUUAUGCUGCACGCAUGUCUUGGCAUGAAAGCUAUCAUUUUGGGGAAAUAUCAUUAUGUUCUAUAUUUCCUUACACUGGCCAUGCAGCCAAGAAUGUUGAUGACAGUAGACGAAAACCUGAAACCUCUGUCAGUACCGGUUCGUGUGGGUCAAGCAGUUGACGUAGUUGGUCAAGCGGGUCGACCCAAGACCAUUACGGGUUUCCAGACACACUCAACUCCUGUUCUUUUGGCUGCUGGUGAUAGAGCAGAGCUUGCGACCGACAAAUAUAUACCCGUAUCACCAAUUCUCGAGGGAUUCGUCAUCUUAAAAGAGAAUCCAGACUACAAAGAAGAGAGUUGAUUGACGGCUCUAAUUUAUUUAGGUUGUUUUGUUGGACCGAGAGUUAAUAGAUGGAUGAUGAUUAAAAGUGGAUUAGAAAAAUAUCUCGGAAUGUUUGAAUGCCAUGGAAAUGGAGCUCUGAUUGUGCUGACAGUAAAUUCUUCCUUUUUCGUAAUUUAGGGAGUUCAUGUACGGAUGCGAAUGGCAAUAUACUAUGAUGCUCUGCUUAUUUUCUCUGUUUUGAUGAUGAUGAAUGGAUACAUAACACAUCUGUAUGUUUACACUCUCAAUGUUUUAAGUAGAGAUUUUCAUCA